Molecule: messenger RNA, 1258 nt
Organism: Schistosoma haematobium
Lineage: Eukaryota; Metazoa; Platyhelminthes; Trematoda; Strigeidida; Schistosomatidae
Exons: 2
Coding region: 343-942 (199 amino acids)
Source: RefSeq, a predicted model, not a curated record
UAUGAUCCAACAUUUUCAUAAAAGAUCCGAUUUGAUUAGGAUCAUUCUAUCGAUUAUAAUGAUUUGGUGUAUGAUUAUGUUAAUGGAUUUAUCCAAUGGUCAUUUAUUGAUGAAAGAAGAAAAAUUUCACGGAAAUUAGUCAAUUUGAUUCAUGCCACAACAACAAAUGAUUUCAAUCUAUGUACAAUUCAUUCACGUCAAUUACAAUAUUUAUUAUAUACUACUUAUAAUACUACUACUACUACUGCUACUACUACUCAUUAUAAUGAUAUUCCAUCAGCAGCAGGAGCGGGAACAGGAGCGUCGUCAGCAUCAUCAGCAGAAGGAUCAGGAUCAUCAACAAUGAUUAAUUUAAAUGAAACAUUUUAUCCAAUAUUUCAUCAUUUAACCACACAAAACUCUUUAACACAAAAUUUCUUGCAUGAUAUAUAUAGAUCUAUACAGAUUAUGAGAAAUUUCAAUCGUUGGCAUAGCAACAACCACUACCACGACAACCACAACCUCAACAAUCAUGAUACCAGGAAACAAUUAGAAGUCUAUUUAUUUCAUUUAUUACAAUUAAAUCAACCAAAUGAAUUUUAUAAUAUGAAAUUAUUCAAUAAUUUCAUCACUAUGAAUGAUGAUUAUGAUCAAAAAUCCAAUUUAAUUGGUAUUGGUUAUUGUUGUUUCAAUAGGAUAUUAAUGGCUUAUGUCAAUAAUCAUACUACUACUACUAAUAGUAGUAUUAGUAGUAGUACUGAUGAUUCCUCAGAUCGUAAUUCUAUAUGUAGUCAAUUUCUAUUGAAUGUAGAAUUAUUUGAUAAUAAUAAUGAGACUAUACGGUUUAAUGAUUAUAAAUAUGGAGAAUUUUCAUCCUUUGGGGCACCAAUUCAAUGUGAAUCUAAUUCAACCAUAUCAAUAGUUUUACGAUAUUUUAUUUAUGCAAAAGGAAAAAGAUGGUGAUUAGAUGUAGUCGACAGGAAACCCUGGACCAGUGUUUCGUGCUAAUUAGCACUCGUCAGCAAGGUGUACUUGUAAUCUUGAGGCAACUGGUGGCCACAUUGCAACAUGUUCGAUAGCAUUCGAUCUGCACUAAAUAAGCACUUGACACGCAUAACAUUGAUCACCACCCAAUGAUCACUCUGUUGUGACUUGUUCUUAUUUCAUAGUUGAUGAACAAGUGUUUUGAUUGUUCUGUGUUUGUAUAACAACACAGUAUUCAAUAUUCAAUAAUAAUGAUGUUCUUCAUUCCAGUUAUACUUUCUGGUCAUUAUUGUUA